This is a messenger RNA of Chilo suppressalis (striped riceborer), 972 nucleotides long. The record is from the annotation of a GenBank genome assembly. Lineage: Eukaryota; Metazoa; Arthropoda; Insecta; Lepidoptera; Crambidae.
AUGGUGUAUAAAGUACAUGCAGGAUCUGAAGCCACAGUAUUUCAGUCUGCACUUGCUGGUGGAGUAGCUGGUGGUUUGACAAGAGCUAUAGCGCAACCUCUCGAUGUUCUCAAAAUACGAUUUCAACUUCAACUUGAACCUAUAAAGUCUGAAUCAAAUUCGAAAUACAAAUCUGUAGCUCAAGCUGUAGCAUCAAUCGUGAAAGAAGAGGGUUUAGCGUCAUUAUGGAGCGGUCACGUACCGGCACAAUUCCUGUCCAUUACAUAUGGUAUUGUGCAAUUUUCGAUAUUUGAAAAAUUAACUCAAUUAUCUCGGAGAUCUGAUCCACAGUUUUUUAAACAUAACAAGCAUUGGUUUAACUUUACUAAUGGUGGUGUCGCCGCUACAGUCGCUACGAUCGCCUCGUUUCCAUUCGAUACGUUGAGGACCAGACUAAUAGCUCACAAUAAAUCUCUGGGAGUGUACAAAGGGUUCACUCAUGCUUUUUUAACAAUGAUAAAAACUGAAGGAAUCUCCUCUUUGUAUAAAGGUUUGUUUCCAACAUUGGGACAAAUAGCGCCCCAUGCUGGUGUACAGUUUGCAAUUUAUAAACUGUUCACUGAUAAUUUUCUCAACAGGAUAGCAUAUUUUCAAAGACGAAACAGUGUGGCUGGUACAGUGGAAUCAACACUUUUAGCAAAUCUAUUAGCGGGGUCCAUUGCAGGGUUUGUUGCAAAAACUACUAUAUAUCCAUUUGAUGUGGUUAAAAAGCGUCUCCAAAUUCAAGGUUUCCAGAGACACAGAGAAUCAUAUGGUAGGCAAAUAUAUUGCCGAGGUUUUUUAAAUUGCAUAGAGCUGACAAUAGUUGAGGAGGGAUUCUUGGCACUGUAUAAGGGUUAUGUACCUACCAUUUUAAAAGCUGUAUUAGUGUCUGCUCUGCAUUUUGCAGUCUAUGAUGAAGUUAAACAUUUUUUAUUGAGAACACAAAGAUAA